Diorhabda carinulata is the source of this 1657-nucleotide messenger RNA. RefSeq names its product aquaporin AQPAn.G-like. Bases 178 to 1068 code for a protein of 296 amino acids. Gene Ontology annotation, molecular function: water channel activity. The transcript is spliced from 7 exons. Gene Ontology annotation, cellular component: plasma membrane. Gene Ontology annotation, biological process: transmembrane transport. NCBI's taxonomy places the organism in Eukaryota, Metazoa, Arthropoda, Insecta, Coleoptera, Chrysomelidae. The record is from RefSeq and is a predicted model, not a curated record.
GAUUGUGUAUAGAAAUAUAAUAUUUUACCAGCCGGCUGUUUUCUUCAUUCACUCAGGUGCUCUCUAAUAGUCAAUGUCAUUAACAACAUAUGCUUUAAAUAAUAACAUUUGAGCGACCUACAUCAUAAAAUAAGAUUAAAGUUGAUCUAUAAGAAAGGAAGACGAAUCUUAAUUGCCAUGUUGGAAGACGUAAAUAAAAAUACUGCUAGAAACAUCACCAAUGGCAUUCUACUACAAGUUUGUGAUUUGCAAAAAGUGGAAAAAAGUGAAAAAUCUAAAGAAAAGGCUAUCGCCAAGGCAUCUAAAAAGAUGACAGAUGAAAGAAAAAAAUAUGCAACUCCAAAAGCAUUAACUUUAUUCGCAUCGGAAUUCUUAGGAACUGGUCUUAUGAUGUUUAUGGGCUGUAUGGGUUGUAUAACAGAAGUAGAUAAUCCCCCAGCAGUUCAUCAUUUCGCAUCUCUUUCAUUCGGAUUGAUGAUACUAUUAAUUAUUCAGGCAUUUGGUCACAUAUCUGGAGCCCAUCUAAAUCCCGGCGUUACAUUUGCUGCAGUCGUGAUGAAAUUACUGUCUCCGACGAUGGCAGGAAUAUACGUAAUGGCACAGUUUUCAGGAGCCAUUUUAGGCUUUGGACUGUUGAAAGUAUUAAUGCCUUCUGAUUAUUAUAAAGAUGGUUUCUGUAUGACUCUCCCACAUACCUUGUUAACACCGAUGCAAGCUCUUGCAAUUGAAACUAUAAUAACUGCAACGUUAAUAAUAGUCGUAUGUGCGGUUUGGGAUAAAAGAAACGAAGAUAAAUCGGAUUCUGUACCAUUGAGGUUUGCCUUUGUAAUUGCUGGGAUUUCCAUGGUUGCGGGUCCACUUACUGGUGCCAGUAUGAACACAGCUAGAAGUUUGGCUCCUGCAUUAUUAUUAGGAAACUUCAAACAUAUAUGGGUGUAUUGGAUUGGACCCAAUAUCGGCGCAAUUUUAGGUGUUGGAAUAUAUAAAUUCUUAUUCAGUAUACCUGAAGAUAGAAAUGAAAACAAUGAGGAACUCAGUUUAAAAGACAACAAACUAGAAAAAGUCUAAUAUAUUGAAUAUUUAUGAUAAUACAUUCCAAGUAUCUGAGAAAUAAUUUUAAAUAGGUUUUAAAAUGUUCAAAACUAAUAACCAAGCUUCUAAAUUCGCAAUAAUUCUCAAGAUUUUCCACAAAUCUCAAAAACAUAUUUCCUUUUUGGCUAAAAAUGUUUUAUGCUUGUGAUAUAAUUUUAAGAGCUUUUAGAAUUCCAGUUAACGUGAUAUGAAUGGAUAAAAUUAAAUGUCUUUGUAGUAAAAAAAAUAAGCAACGAUAUAUUGUACUAAAAUAUGAGAAAUAUUGAAUAUAAAUGAUGUAACAACUAACAACAGAAUGUCAUAUUGACAUUUACUAUUUAUUAUUUUAAUUUGCUAUAGCAGGCAGCUGUAUAAUAAAUUUUGUAUGUCUGUUCUAUCAUUGAAAUAACUAAGAAAUAUAUUUAUAUAUACAUAUAUUUUUAUUGAAAAAUAAUUUUUUCAAACCUCUCGUAAUUAAUCCCUCUAAGAUAAUUCACAUAUUUUUGAUAUUCUAAUGUAUAUAUUUAUUAUUUGUAUAUUUAGUGUAUUCAUGAAAUUAUUUGUAAAUAAACUAUUCAUUUCUAAA